AUGGAAGCCCGCCUCCUCAAGACCCGACCGCUCCACGCCAUCUUCUCAGACGCCACCAUCUCCCGCGCCGCACGCAACCUGUUCGACGCGGUGCCGCGCCCGAUCCAGGCGCUCUGCAGCACCUUCCUCUCCGCGCUCUCCAGGAGCUCCUCCCACCAGGAGCUCCUCCAAGCCUUCUCGUCGAUUCAUCGCAAGGGCGCUGACGUCCCGUCCGGCUGCAUCCCCCUUGUUUUCAAGUCGUGCGCGCUCACCGCAUCGUCCUGCCAGGGCAGGCAGGUGCACUCCCAUGCUCUUGUCCGUGGGCUGCUUAGGGAUGUCUUUGUGCUGACAGCUCUGGUGGAUUUCUAUGCCAAGAACGGAGACAUGGAGUCCGCUGUCAGUGUCUUUGAAGAGAUGCCGGUCAAGGAUCCGAUACCGAUAAACUGUUUGAUCACCGGAUAUUCAAAGUCUGGUGAUGUGGAUAAGGCCAGGAAGCUAUUUGACGGUAUGGAGAGGCGGACAUCCGCUUCGUGGAAUUCAAUGAUCGCCUGUUAUGCUCAUGGUGGGGAAUUCCGGGAAGCAUUGACGUUGUUUGAUCGGAUGCUGAGUGAGGGUGCAAGACCAAACGCUAUCACCAUUACAUCGGUAUUUUCGAUAUGCGCCAAGUCUGGUGAUCUUGAUACUGGCAAGCGCGUAAGGGCUCUGAUCGGUGAGGAGGAAUUGCAGAACGUGAUAGUGCACACUGCUUUGAUGGAAAUGUAUGUAAAGUGUCAUGCUAUCGACGAUGCACGUCGGGAGUUUGACUGGAUGUCGCAGAGAGAUGUCGUGGCAUGGAGCACCAUGAUUGCAGGUUAUGCGCAGAAUGGCAGGCCACUCGAAUCUCUAGAACUGUUUGAGAGGAUGAAGGAAACCGAUUGCAGACCAAAUGAAGUGACACUUGUUGGUGUGCUAUCCGCGUGUGCGCAGUUGGGUUCUGAUGAAUUGGUUGAGCAGAUUGGGAACUAUGCUGAGAACCAGAGGUUACCACUUACGAGUUACCUAGGAUCUGCCCUAAUUGACAUGUACACCAGGUGCGGGCAUGUUGGAAGAGCCUGGAGUGUCUUCAGCCGGAUGGAACAAAAGGGGGUUAUCACUUGGAACUCCAUGAUCAGAGGCCUAGCAAUGAAUGGCUUUGCAGAAGAUGCAAUCAGCUUGUAUGAAAAAAUGGUGGAAAACGGGGUCCAGCCCAACGAGAUCACCUUCGUUGCGCUGCUAGCAGCGUGCACGCAUGCUGGUUUGGUAGACCAAGGUAUGGCAUUCUUCGAAGAGAUGAAGAGAGAACACCAUGUUUCCCCUCAAGUGGAGCACUGCGCAUGCAUAGUGGACCUCCUGUGCAAAUCCGGCAAACUGUGGGAGGCGUACAAGUUUAUCUGCGACAUGGAAGUCAAACCAAACGCGGUGAUCUGGACCACACUGCUCAGCUCCUGCAGAGUCCAUGCCGAUGUCGAGCUCGCCAAGCUUGCCGCGAGCAAGCUCCUGGCAAUGGAGCCCGACAACUCCUCAAUCUACGUCCUCCUGUCCAAUAUAUAUGCCGAUGCCGGCCUCUGGGGCGAUGUGAGGGAGAUCAGGGACCUGAUGAGGAGUAAGAACGUGCAGAAGCUGUCUGCCUACAGUUGGAUAAAGCUGGAUGCUGAGAGCUCUGUUUUUGGAAGAAACACAAAGCAUUCCAUUCAUUGGGCGAGCUGCACUCGCCAGCAGACAAAUUCUUUUACAUAUAUUGGAAAGAGUUCACAAGAUGUUAUAUCUCGUAAUGAGUUUUUGCAGGACCAGCUGGAGGUGGGGGACAUCCUGGAGAAGCACGGCCUCAAGUGCGUCUUCGCCUUCGACGCCGCCUCCCGCGCGCGCGGCGUCGCCAUCCGAUUCAACCCCCGCAACGGCCGCUCCCUCCUCCCCUACGCCGCCGACUCCACCAUCUUCCUUGACGGCGAGCCCAAGGAUCCUUUGCUGAAGCCCAUCACGAAGGUGAUGCUCACUGUCUGCGCCAUGACAGUGGUAGUUGCGGUGUUACUGAAGGAGGGGAAGAUGCCCGAGUGGCUUAAGGGAACUAAGCUGGGCAACCUGAAAUUCCCACCGUGGGUGCUGGCUUGCAUGGUCAUUGUCUUCAUGAGGCUCCGGAAGAGAACCAGGGAUGUCAUGAAGAAGAUUGGCUGGUCCUCGUGA
Molecule: messenger RNA, 2178 nt
Organism: Triticum turgidum subsp. durum (durum wheat)
Lineage: Eukaryota; Viridiplantae; Streptophyta; Magnoliopsida; Poales; Poaceae
Source: the annotation of a GenBank genome assembly